GGAGGUGGCAGAUGUAGUGUGAAGAGAAUGAGAAGUAGGAAGGAAUGAAGACACUGAUAGAGAAAAUGCAGAAUAUAGAAAAGAGAAGGAAGGAAUAAAUACAGAGGUAAUGAAAGUAAAAAUAAUUGAAAAAGAAGUGACUAAAGGAAAGAGGAAAGAAGGGAAGAAGAGCGAGACGGUGAAGUGUAUUGAAGUGAACAAGGAGAAGACAACCAGAGGGGAAAAAAGUAAAUGAAAGUCAGGAAGACGCGGCAAUUGCAUCUCAGUCUGCUUGGAGAGGGUUAUACAUUGCAUGCACACAGUUUCAAAGCCUUUAUUUAUGUAUGUAAAUGCCAACAGUGUCACCCACAACAAUUACAAGCUGAUAAAUGCAAAGAACAAAACAAUAACAUCAGGAAGAGAUGUAAGUCGACACCAACAGUUUUGUUUCUGUUUUGAUUUCCAGUAUCUCAUAAAUAUUACAAGUUACAUGGGAUCUUGACAAGGUUUGUUGCUUUUGAAAUUCAGGAAGUAGGAGGUACUGCCAAGUUGUAAAAUGGAAGAAGUUAUCUUCGAAAAUCUCCGGUGUCAUCCACCACCAAGGAAUGCCCCCAUCUUACCUCCACGACGUGUACAGAGUGAAAGAUUGCAUAUUGAUGGAGACAUUUUAUCGUACAUUGUUAAUGAUGAAGACAAAGUAGGAGUGUAUAUAGCAGCUGAUCCUCUCACACAAGACAGAAAUUACUAUGAGGUUGAAAUCCUAGACAGUGGAUUGCAGGGAACUAUUGCCAUUGGUCUAGGACCAUCACGGUAUCCUCUUGACUGUCAACCUGGCUGGAAUGUUGAUUCAAUUGGCUACCAUGCUGAUGACGGUCGGUUAUACAAGUCUUGUGGUAUUGGCCGGCCAUUUGGUUCAAAAUGCUUGACUGGUGACAGAAUUGGCUGUGGUAUAAAAUUUGACCAAACUGAUGUGAGUGGUGUACGCCCUCUUGUGAAAGUUUUCUUCACCAGAAAUGGAGAUGAGAUUGGUACUGUUGUUGUGCCCUGGCCUCAUGGAGGACUUUUUCCUAUUGUUGGUCUACAUUCUGAAGGAGAAGAACUAGAGCUUCAUUUGGACAGCCAUUUUCAGCAUGAUGAAGUUAUUCUAAUGACCGUUGACAAUAUUGAUGAUGAAUGGUCCCGUUUGCAUCAGAUUCGCUUAAAUGGAUGUAUUAUGGAAUACACAGGUCGAGGAAAAAAGCUUAUAGAUGUUGGUUUGGCACAGGCAAGAUCACCACUUGACCCCACAUACCAUUAUUUUGAAUUGGAAAUUGUUGACCCUGGUGAGAAUUGUUCUAUUGCAAUUGGACUUGCCCGACGAGACUAUCCAAAGCAUCGGUAUCCUGGAUGGAAUAUUGGUUCAAUAGCCUACCAUGCAGAUGAUGGUAAAGUAUUUGUUGGAUCAGGAGUUGGUGAGCCUUUUGGUCCACAAUGCCAUAAAGAUUACCAGAUAGCCCCAGUAAAUUCCAAAGAAUCAAUACUACUGCUGUUAUUAUUAAAUAAAUGCAGAUGAAUUAGCAAAAAAAUUAUCAGAUGCUAUAACUGCUGUGUUGCAUCUCAUAUAACCCCAGUGCAUAGUAGAAUGUAGAGUAUAGCAUACUAGGGUACACAACCUACGUAUUAUUUUUUAAGCUUUCAUACAACUACUUUUGUGCUUUAGUACAACAGAUUUGUGCCUUUC
Messenger RNA from Octopus sinensis (East Asian common octopus), 1699 nucleotides. Its product is annotated as SPRY domain-containing protein 3. NCBI's taxonomy places the organism in Eukaryota, Metazoa, Mollusca, Cephalopoda, Octopoda, Octopodidae. The transcript is spliced from 10 exons. The coding region runs from base 536 to 1531 and encodes 331 amino acids. The record is from RefSeq and is a predicted model, not a curated record. Gene Ontology annotation, molecular function: protein binding.